AUUUCGAAUUAUUUCUUCUUUUCCCCCAGAAAAGAAAUGGGAAAUAGACGUUGCUUCUCAUCUUUCCUUAGCUUCUCUUUUCUGUGAAACCAUUGACACCAACCUCCCAACUUCCACUCUUCACCAACCUCCCUUCCAUCAUCCCUCCCCAUUACAAAGAUGCCGACAAUGUCUUCCAUUGGACACCACCAACAAACCCUAGCUGGGGUUUCUGAGGAGAUCAAGAGCAAGAUUCAGAAGAAGGGAAGGGAGACCCUAGCUGGGGUUUCUGAGGGAAAUUUCAACCAAGAUGAUGGAGUCCGGGGUCCCUCUCUGCAACUCCUGUGGUGAAUCUGUUGGGCAUGCUUCUAAUGGAGAGGUUUUUGUCGCCUGUCAGGAAUGCAAUUUCUCUAUUUGCCGGUCUUGUUUUGAUUAUGAGCUCAGAGAGGGAAAGAAAGCUUGCUUGAGAUGCGGAAACCCAUACGACGAGAACUUGGCACUGGAUGAUGUUGGAAAGGAAUUACCAGUCAGUCGUUCAACUAUGGCAGAUCAUCUCGAUAAUCAUCAGGAUACUGGAAUCCAUGCCAGAACUGUGAGUAAUCUCUCUGCAGUGGAAAGUGAAUCAAAUGGUGAACCUGGGAACCCUAUAUGGAAGAACAGAGUGGAAAGUUGGAAGGAGAAAAAGAAUAAAAAGAAAAAGGCUGCAAGUAAGGCUACUGAGGAAGUUCAAAUUCCAACUGAACAGCAGAUGGAAGAGAAACAGUCUCCAGAAUCUAUACAAACUUUUUCAAAAACAAUUCCAAUUCCUCCCAACAAAAUCACUCCAUACAGAAUUGUGAUCAUUAUGAGACUGAUAAUUCUGGGACUUUUCUUCCACUACAGGGUAACAAACCCUGUUGAUAGCGCUUAUGGCCUAUGGCUUACCUCUGUCAUAUGUGAGAUCUGGUUUGCUGUCUCCUGGGUUUUGGAUCAGUUCCCUAAAUGGUCUCCUGUUAAUCGGGUGACAUACCUUGACAAACUAUCCUCCAGGUAUGAAAGAGAGGGAGAGCCCUCCGAACUUGCUGCUGUGGACUUCUUUGUAAGUACAGUGGAUCCAUUAAAAGAACCACCAUUGAUCACAGCCAAUACUGUGCUUUCAAUUCUUGCUGUGGACUAUCCUGUUGAUAAAGUAUCCUGCUACGUGUCUGAUGAUGGGUCUGCUAUGCUUACAUUUGAGGCUCUUGCUGAAACGGCUGAGUUUGCAAGAAAAUGGGUCCCUUUCUGCAAAAAAUUCUCAAUUGAACCACGUGCACCUGAGUUCUAUUUCUCGCAGAAGAUUGAUUACUUGAAGGAUAAAGUACAACCUUCCUUUGUGAAGGAGCGAAGAGCAAUGAAAAGAGAUUAUGAAGAGUACAAAGUGAGGAUAAAUGCUUUAGUAGCAAAGGCUCAAAAAACACCAGAUGAGGGCUGGACAAUGCAAGAUGGGACAUCUUGGCCAGGAAACAACCCUCGUGAUCAUCCUGGCAUGAUUCAGGUUUUUCUUGGACAUACUGGUGCCCAUGACAUAGAGGGAAAUGAGCUUCCCCGACUGGUUUAUGUAUCAAGAGAGAAGAGACCUGGUUACCAACAUCACAAGAAGGCUGGUGCAAUGAAUGCUUUGGUCAGAGUGUCUGCGGUUCUUACCAAUGCUCCCUAUAUUCUCAAUCUUGAUUGUGAUCACUAUGUUAACAAUAGCAAGGCUGUUCGUGAAGCAAUGUGUUUCAUGAUGGAUCCACAAGUUGGUAGAGAUGUCUGCUAUAUCCAGUUUCCUCAGAGAUUUGAUGGUAUUGAUAGAAGUGACAGAUAUGCCAACCGGAACAUAGUCUUCUUUGAUGUUAACAUGAAAGGAUUGGAUGGCAUUCAAGGACCAGUUUAUGUGGGGACAGGUUGUGUUUUCUAUAGGCAAGCGCUCUAUGGCUAUGGACCUCCAUCCUUGCCUAGCCUACCAAAGGCUUCUUCAUCUUGCUCAUGGGGCUGCUGCUGUUGCUGCUGCCGUUCAAAAAAGCCUUCUAAAGAUAUCUCAGAGGUGUACCGAGAUUCAAAACAGGAUGAUCUUAAUGCUGCUAUUUUUAACCUUAGAGAGAUUGACAAUUAUGAUGAGUAUGACAGGUCAAUGCUAAUUUCCCAGAUGAGCUUUGAAAAGACCUUUGGCUUGUCUUCUGUAUUCAUUGAAUCUACACUGAUGGAAAAUGGAGGAGUGGCAGAGUCUGCAAACCCAUCGACGUUGAUAAAGGAAGCAAUUCAUGUCAUUAGUUGUGGAUAUGAAGAAAAAACUGAAUGGGGAAAAGAGAUUGGUUGGAUAUAUGGUUCUGUGACGGAGGAUAUUUUAACGGGGUUCAAGAUGCACUGCCGAGGAUGGAGAUCAAUUUACUGCAUGCCCUUGAGGCCAGCAUUCAAAGGUUCUGCACCUAUCAACUUAUCUGAUCGGCUGCACCAAGUACUCCGGUGGGCCCUUGGAUCUGUGGAAAUAUUCCUCAGUAGACACUGUCCCCUCUGGUAUGGAUUUGCUGGAGGUCGCCUCAAAUGGCUGCAAAGAUUGGCAUACAUAAACACCAUUGUCUACCCUUUCACCUCUCUCCCUCUCAUAGCAUAUUGCUCUCUACCUGCCAUAUGCCUUCUGACUGGAAAAUUUAUAAUACCAACGCUUUCGAACCUUGCAAGCAUCUGGUUUCUUGGCCUCUUCAUCUCCAUCAUUGUGACUAGUGUGCUUGAGCUGCGUUGGAGUGGUGUUGGCAUUGAGGACUGGUGGCGAAAUGAACAGUUCUGGGUGAUUGGAGGCGUUUCAGCUCAUCUCUUUGCUGUCUUCCAAGGAUUCCUAAAGAUGCUGGCUGGCCUUGACACAAACUUUACUGUGACAGCAAAAGCUGCCGAUGACACACAGUUUGGUGAACUCUAUAUUUUCAAGUGGACGACAUUGUUGAUUCCUCCAACUACUCUUCUUGUGGUCAACAUGGUAGGUGUUGUUGCUGGAUUUUCUGAUGCACUGAACAAUGGAUAUGAAGCAUGGGGCCCUCUGUUUGGCAAGGUCUUCUUUGCUUUCUGGGUUAUUCUUCAUCUUUACCCAUUCCUCAAGGGUCUUAUGGGUCGGCAAAACAGGACCCCUACCAUUGUGGUCCUCUGGUCGGUGUUGUUGGCCUCUGUUUUUUCACUUCUUUGGGUGAAGGUGGAUCCAUUCUUGAGCAAUUCAAAUAGUUCCAGUGUUGCCCAGAGCUGCAUUUCUAUUGAUUGUUGAAAUCAGUUACCACCGGAAAUUUAUCUAUAUUUUGGUAAGCAGAUGAUUUGGAACCCACUUAUGAUUCUCUUAUCAAUCUGAGACUUGUAAUUAUGUCUCGAGGCAAGCAGUCACUCUUCAACUGCACACCAUGACAGGUCUCCAGUUUGUCUUUACUAUUUUACCACAUAUUAUUAGGUGGUGUUGUUUAAUAGUCAAAACAUCAGUAUGUAACAUUUUUAAAGUUUUGAUUUUAUUUUUAUCUGCAAAUGAAUGAGAGAUAAUUUUGACAACCAUAUUCAGUGGUAAUGAUCUUCCAUCUUCA
Nelumbo nucifera (sacred lotus) is the source of this 3533-nucleotide messenger RNA. It is a transcript of the gene IRX1, whose product is annotated as cellulose synthase family protein. Gene Ontology annotation, molecular function: cellulose synthase (UDP-forming) activity. Gene Ontology annotation, cellular component: membrane. The record is from RefSeq and is a predicted model, not a curated record. Lineage: Eukaryota; Viridiplantae; Streptophyta; Magnoliopsida; Proteales; Nelumbonaceae. Gene Ontology annotation, biological process: cellulose biosynthetic process.